This is a messenger RNA of Abrus precatorius (Indian licorice), 2589 nucleotides long. RefSeq lists its product as uncharacterized. The transcript has 18 exons. The record is from RefSeq and is a predicted model, not a curated record. The coding region runs from base 1 to 2589 and encodes 862 amino acids. Lineage: Eukaryota; Viridiplantae; Streptophyta; Magnoliopsida; Fabales; Fabaceae.
AUGGCGAAUGGUGCGGAUUCAGAGGAGUUUGUUGUGCUUUCUAGGGUACGGACGGGUCUGAAGAGGGAAUUUGCCUUCGCCAUAAAGGCUCAAUCGGAGAUUUGCGGUUCUCUCGGUAGAACCCGGUCCAGCCAGACCCGAAAUGCAGUUCAGCUUCUUAACCGUUCAGUUGGCAAGAAAUUCAAGAAGAACGAUUCAUUGGAGUCAACGAAUGAUGAUCCCACUGGUUUAGUGAAAAUCAAGGAUGAUGUUGGUGAUGUUUUGAGCGAAGAGGAGGCAAAGAGUGACGUGGUGGACCUUGAGGAACCUAAGAGUGAAGUCGAGGCGCACAAUGGCAGUGUUAUUUCUGGUGAAGGUGAAUUCUUGGAGGAGGUGAAGGAAAAGGUGGUGGAUGAGAUGGCACAACCUGUUUGUGAGAUUGAGGUUAAAGAGGGAGAGGAUUGUACUCAUAAGUAUGGUGGUGAAUGCAAGGUGAAGCCUUUGAGGAGGUUUACACGAUCAACGUUGAGGAAGACACUAGAUGAUGAUGGUAACAGGGUGAUGAAUGAUGUGGGUAAUGUUGCUGAGUUUGAUGGCGAUGUUAAGAAGGAAGGUGAGGGUGGUCCUUCUACUCCAAUGAAUUUGUCUAAGGCUUGUGUUAGGAAGAAGUUUCCUUUGAAACUGAAAGAUCUUCUAAGCUCUGGGAUUCUUGAGGGGUUACCGGUGAAUUAUGUUCGCAGCUUGAAGGUACGAACUCCUGGACUUCGUGGACUGAUUUCAGGCAAUGGGAUUGUGUGCUAUUGUGAUAUUUGUAAUGGGGUUGAGGUUGUCACACCCACUAUUUUUGAGUUGCAUGCUGGUAGUUCAAAUAAGCGCCCCCCAGAGUAUAUUUAUCUUGAGAGUGGGUCUACACUCCGUGAUAUCAUGAAUACAUGUUUGUACAUUCCAUUGGACACUUUGGAGGAAGCUAUCCAAAAAGUCCUUGGGGACUUCACAAUGAAGAAAUCUAAAUUUUGUGUGAACUGCAAAGAUGUUAAUGUCGUGUCAAGACUAUUUUGCAAUUCAUGCGUGGGGAAGAAGGACUGUCAGCCCAGACCCACUCAAACAAUUGAGAAUAGUUGUGUUUCACUAGCAGUUCAAUCCAGAUCACCUGAACCAGUUAUACCUCCAAAGUCAUUAAACAAUGGAAUGAAACACAACAACUCUCAUGAUAAGAAUCAGGGAAGACUAACUAGGAAGGAUUUACGCUUGCAUAAGUUGGUCUUUGAUGAAGAUGUGUUGCCUAAUGGAACUGAAGUAGCAUACUAUGCUCGUGGAAAGCAACUGUUGGUCGGUCACAAAAAGGGAUUUAGAAUUGUUUGUAGCUGUUGUAACUGCAAGGUUAGUCCUUCUCAAUUCGAAGCUCAUGCUGGUUGGGCAUCACGACGGAAGCCUUACCUGCACAUAUACACAUCUACUGGAGUCUCGCUACAUGAGUUGUCUAUCUUGGCAUCAAUAGGCCGAAGGUUUUCUACCAAUGAUAAUGAUGACCUCUGCAGUAUAUGUCAUGAUGGAGGGGAUCUUUUGUGUUGCGAUGGAUGUCCAAGAACUUUUCACAUAGAUUGUGUUCCUCUUCCAUGUAUACCAAAUGGUAUCUGGUAUUGUAAAUAUUGUCAGAACUUGUUUCAGAAAGACAAAUAUGUGGAGCGUAAUGCAAAUGCUUUGGCAGCUGGAAGGAUUGCAGGCAUUGAUCCUUUAGAACAGAUAAAUCAAAGAUGCAUUCGUAUUGUCAAAACUCAGGAGCUUGAGUAUGGUGGAUGUGUACUAUGUCGAGGCCAAGAUUUUAGCAAAAGCUUUGGUCCUCGGACAGUAAUUAUUUGUGAUCAGUGUGAAAGGGAAUACCAUGUUGGGUGUUUGAGAGAUCAUAAUAUGCAGAACCUAGUGGAAUUACCUGAAGGGAAAUGGUUUUGCUGUUCAGAUUGUGAUCAAAUUCAUACAGCUCUAGUGAAUUUAGUGGCCCGUGGUGAAGAGAAUCUUCCAGAUAGCCUCAGAAGUUUGAUUAGAAAGAAAUUUGAAGAACAAGGUUUAGAAACUAGUGUUGGUCUUGAUAUAAAAUGGAGGGUACUAAACUGGAAAUUGGUUGCUUCUCAUGAGGCUAGGCAAUUACUUUCGAAGGCUGUCGCUAUCUUCCACGAGCGAUUUGAUCCAAUAGUUGAUUCUAAUUCAGGCCUUGAUUACAUUCCAACAAUGCUUUUCGGAAGGGACAUCAAAGAUCAAGAUUUUGGUGGAAUUUACUGUGCAGUGCUAACUGUGAAUCAAGUGGUUGUAUCUGCAGGAAUAUUUCGUGUGUUUGGAUCUGAAGUGGCAGAGCUUCCCUUAGUGGCAACUGUUACUGAUUGCCAAGGACAGGGUUAUUUCCGGUUCCUAUUUUCUUGCAUUGAGGAUCUGCUUGGAUCUUUAAAAGUUAGAAACUUUGUCCUACCCGCUGCUGAUAAAGCUGAAUCAAUAUGGAUUAACAAAUUUGGGUUUUCCAAGCUAGACCAAGAUGAGAUUAACAAUUAUCGGAGUUAUUACCACAUGAUGGUAUUUCAAGGGACCUCGUUACUAAAAAAGCCAAUUCCUGCACUCUAA